Abrus precatorius (Indian licorice) is the source of this 1314-nucleotide messenger RNA. RefSeq lists its product as uncharacterized. Lineage: Eukaryota; Viridiplantae; Streptophyta; Magnoliopsida; Fabales; Fabaceae. The transcript has 6 exons. The record is from RefSeq and is a predicted model, not a curated record. Bases 209 to 1006 code for a protein of 265 amino acids. Gene Ontology annotation, molecular function: protein binding.
AUGAUCAACCCGUAAAAAACGGUGACAGCCCCAAAUCCAAUAGAAGAAAGGAAACCCGCAGAAAACGUGCUAGCACACAGUUCAAAAAGUGACUCUCAUGUACGGCAAAUUAAAAUAUCAACGCUACUUAAUCUGAUUCCAAUCCAUUCUGAUUUGAUUCGCACCUUCGAGCUUCAGAUUCUUUUUGGUUUAUAAAAUUUGAAGGAACAUGCAGUCUUUAAGCAUCAAGUUUUGCCUGGGUUUACGGUCAGCCGUUAUGACGGACUCCGAGGCGGUGAUGAAUUGCAGGAACCGGAGGAGAGGGAAUUGGAGAGUGAUCGUAGCGUGCGGCGGUGCGGAGAGGAACUGGAAUGAGAGUUUGAGCUUGUCUCGGAGCCACAAUUACGCCAUGUUGAAGCACCGGAUGGACGCAGCUGCCAAGUCUGAGAAUUAUGAAGAGGCUGCGAGGAUUCGUGACUCGUUGAAGUGCUUUGAAGAUGAUGUGCCGGUUCUGCGUCUGCGGAGGUUGUUGAAGGAAGCUAUUGCUGACGAGAGAUUUGAGGACGCAGCAAGAUAUCGUAAUGAGUUAAAUGAAAUUGCCCCACAUUCUCUCUUGAAAUGUUCGAGUGAUGUUACAACCUCGGGAAUCCGAGUCCAAGUUAAGAGUGUAUAUAUAGAGGGCAGAAGUCAGCCUUCAAAGGAGAUAUAUUUCUUUGCAUAUAAAAUCAAAAUUACCAAUAACACUAACCGCCCUGUUCAGCUUCUCAGAACGCAUUGGAUUAUAACUGAUGCUAAUGGUAAAACUGAAAAUGUCUGGGGAAUUGGGGUUCUUGGUCAACAACCAGCUAUACUUCCUAGGACUAGUUUUGAAUAUAGUUCUGCACGCCAAUUAAGCACACAAAAUGGUCGAAUGGAAGGUGACUUUGAGAUGAUACAUGUUGAUCGAGUAGGCUCGAGAGCAUUUAACGUGGCCAUUGCCCCUUUUUCUCUUGCUCUACUUGGAGAUGAUGAUGGUCAAACUAUUUGAGAUAGAAUUACACCAUCACCUUCUUAAAAUGCGCAAAAGAAGCAUCGAUUGGUUGUCAAUAUCAUUGAACAAGAUAUGCUCACGCCUCACAGUCGUAUUAAGAAAUUAAAGCUGGCUAUGUGCAUUAGAGAAUGAGUGAUUGUAAAGGUUUAGCCUUACAGAUUUUGUAUUUGUAUUUGUAUUCUAUUUUCUUGCUUUCUGGUUAGAACCUUAUGUUGUUGUAUGGUGUGUACAGAACUCCAGAAAGAAAUCAAUUUUCAUGUGUAUAUAUUGACCUUUCAAGUUGUAUUAUGCUUUCAACCCUGACU